UAAGGGAAUAGGUAUUACAAGACAUUAUGUUUUAGCUUCUACAGCGCUAAAUACUCUGUGUUUGUAGAAAAAUAUAUUUUAUAUACGUGUGAUGUGGUUUUCUGGAAAGAAGUUUAGGAGAAUCCGAUGUGAAAACAUUGACAAAGUGCUAGCGGCGACCAACCCAAAUGAAGACAUAGUGCAAAUGUUGAAAGCUAAAGCCCCACUGGUCACGUACACCAUAAACGAUGGGAACAUACUGCACAUGGAAUUGGAAUUCGAAGGGAAGCACCUGAGUCAUGUCUUCAAAUUAGGAGAGGAACAGGAAAUGCAGAAGAAAGAUGGCAGCAAAGUAAAGAUAACAUACAGACUCGAGGGUGACAGCAUUUUACAUCAAGUGAUCAAAAUGGACGAACGAACAGCGUAUUUCAAAAGAGAAUUCAAAGAAAAUGGAGUCGUUAUGACUAUCAAAUUAGACGGCACAGAUCUCAGCGCAACUAUACAUUACGCUCUUGUAAACUAGGUUAUAUUAAAUGUAUAUUUUUAAGUAUUAUCGAAAAAGUAUUUAUUUAAUUAUAACAUGUAAUUUUUAAACUUAUCAAACUUAAAUCCAAUUUUUUGUUAAAUAAAACGUAUGUUAAUUUAUUAAAUUAUUGAUGUAUAACAUUUAUGAGAUGCAAAAUUAAUUUCCCAAUACGAAUAAAUUGUUACAGAUACAUAAAUUAAUAUAUCUAAAGUGUACGUAUUAGGGGAAUCGAAAUGUCAACAUCGUAAGGAGAAUCAAAUUCCUUAGAGAUAAUAAAUUAUGUAGUAUUAUAUUAUAUUAAUAAAAAUAUUUACAAAAAUCAAAUUUUUGAUUU
Danaus plexippus (monarch butterfly) is the source of this 839-nucleotide messenger RNA. RefSeq names its product fatty acid-binding protein, muscle-like. Lineage: Eukaryota; Metazoa; Arthropoda; Insecta; Lepidoptera; Nymphalidae. The transcript has 4 exons. The record is from RefSeq and is a predicted model, not a curated record. Bases 92 to 502 code for a protein of 136 amino acids.